AUGUUUGCCUUGAUCCAACAUCUGGCCCGUAGAGGGCUGGAGGCCGCCUCGCUCAAUCUGGAUUCUCCAAAUGACAACGGCCAUGGAGGGGCUCGUCGCCUGUCAGCUUGGGCAUUGCUGGUGUUCAUUGUCACCACCAUUGUGUUUGGCCUGGUUGCUUUUGCUUUCCAAUACACCUACGGCAUGGUGGUUGCAAUGUUGACUGUGGUGGAAGAUCCGCACCCUGAUAUUUAUACCCCUAUUACCAUCCCCGAUUCCUCGUCUAAAUCACCCAUAAAUAAUACUUCUUCUUCCCUUGAUACCACCGCUUUCUCCCCGCCAGGUCCUAUCACCCGCAGUCUACGUACCGCUAUCCUUCACCUCCGCGCCCGUGCCGGUCCCUGGUCGCGCUUUCGUGGGUUGAACGUGUACCUCUGCAUGGGCAUAUGUCGCACUUUGCUCGCUAAGCUCUUCCUCUCUUCCCACCAUCGCAACCCCGAUCCUCUUCAGUCCCUGAUCCUGAUUGCCACCGAUGUAGUCUCUGCUCCUCUUGAGCUUGCCUGGGUCCAUAUUGUCGUUUCCAAACCUUCUGAACGGCCCUUCUGGAGGCGCAUUCCAGGCUGCAGCAGCUGGGUGAAAAUCGCUCCUGCUGUUGCUCUCCGCUCGGCUGCUUCACAGCUCACCUUGGACCUGCCAGCACAGCUUGGACUCAGGCUUAUUCAGUGGCCCGUGAACCAGGGCAACUCGUCAUUCUCGGACCCAGAAUACAACCCCAACUCUGACAUUCUCAUCGCCCUAGGAGUUCUUGUUCUCUCGUGGGCCCUGGUGGUCCUUGUGGAGAUUCCGGCAACCGUGACAAUGAUUCGCGUUGCAGCGUCAUUACUCCCCAAGGAAGAGGAGACUAUUGUACCGUUCGAUCGCACCUUUGGCGGAAAGGUCCAACCGGUUAUCCUGGGUGGUAGCGGCAAGAUUGGUUUGCUGGAUGCCUGGAGAACCUUCACCUGGCCUUCCCGCAUCCGUCUCCUCAAGGUUUUGGCUAAGACCUUCGCCAUGCUUACAGCCGUUGCCUUGACUUGCGCUGUAUUCCUCGCUGGUGAGGUCAUGCUCUUUGGCGACAAAUUGAUUGUCAAGGUAUAA
This is a messenger RNA of Paracoccidioides lutzii Pb01, 1116 nucleotides long. RefSeq lists its product as hypothetical. Bases 1 to 1116 code for a protein of 371 amino acids. The record is from RefSeq and is a predicted model, not a curated record. The transcript is spliced from 2 exons.